UUUUUCUCUUUUUGCACCGGAAGGAUAGAAAGUAGCGAAACGCGACAUCUGUAAACAUAGAUCGACUAACCUCUUACUCGUGAUCGUUCCGCGGAUAGAUACAAACACGAGGCCGUUCAGGAUAAACGAGUACCACGUCGGUAACGUUGUCACGCUCUUGUUUUCCGAAAGCAGACAGUACUCGAGGGUGAAGGAGGAGGCGGAAUCCCAGGAGAGCCCGGGAUGACGAUCAAACCGUCGUCCAUGGUGACCGACUAUCUGGUCUUCGUCGGUUGCAUCGUUGCCUCGUUCGUGAUACCGUUAUGGGGGAAAUUUCGUGGCAGGCGGAAGGAGACGACCAAGGCCGAUUACGUGUUCGCAACGGGCACCGUAUCUAUGGGCGCUAUGAUGCUGUCAAUCGCGCGUGGCACGCUUGGCGUCAGAUCCUUUCUAGGUUAUCCGUCGGAGCUGUACUAUAGAGGGAGCGCCAUGUGGGAGACCAUCUACGGUAUGAUGCUCGCGUAUCCCAUCGUGUGCUUCAUCUUCGUCCCGGUUUACUACAGCCUCGGGAUCACGUCCGUCUAUCAGUAUCUAGAUAUGAGGUUCAAGUCGAAGCUAGUCAGAUGCCUCGCAAGCUUCUCCUACGUGAUACGAAGCCUGCUGAACUUGGCCGUCACGAUAUUCACGCCUUGCGUAGCUCUUAAGGCUGUGAUUGGCUUGCCUUACUGGACCAGUAUAAUCGGUAUUACAUCUAUAUCUGUCGUCUUUUCAAUUAUGGGAGGACUGAAAGCGGCCAUCCUCUCAGACGUUAUACAAGGUUUGACCAUGAUCGGUGUGUCGCUGGUGAUAAUCGUGAGAGGCUCAGCCGAUAUAGGCCCCAGUCAAAUUUUAAACGUGACGUACGAGCGUGGCCGAUUGGAUUUCUUCGACAUGAAUUUCGAUCCCACACUUCGAGUGACGACUCUGUCGGCAACUCUGGGUCAAUUAUUCAUGAGCCUGUCCAUCUUCGGUUGUCAGCAGAACUUCGUGCAGAGAUAUUGUAGCAUGACUAGCGAGAGGAAAGUGAUCAAAACUAUGUUGGCCAACAUCCCUAUAAUCUUCGUGCUGUACUCCCUCUCCUGGGUGGUUGGAAUGGUGAUCUUCGCCAACUACGCGGACUGCGACCCCCUGUCGCUUGGAUACAUCUCCAAAUUCGACGAGAUCGUCCCAUUCUACGUGGAAGAUAAAUUCCUCAACUUUCCAGGCUUGUUGGGCCUAGUAAUGGCCACCUUGUUCAACAGCGCCCUCACCUUGGCGGUGUCUAAUCUGAACUCACUCGCCACGGUCACGUUCGAGGACUUCUUCGGUCAAAUACCUUCGAUGAAAAACUUGAAAGAUAAGCAACAGCUGCACCUGAUCAAGCUGAUCAGCGUUAUCUACGGUAUACUGAUAAUAGGAGUGAGCUUCCUCGUCGCGAUGCUAUCAGGAGUGAUCGAGUCGUCCAUGCUGAUGACGUCUGCCACCUCCGGCCCCCUGCUCGGCGUUUUUCUACUUGCCAUGCUUGUUCCUUGCGCCAACUGGAAGGGUGCCGCGGCCGGGAUGAUCUUCAGCCACGUAACCACUUUAUGGAUCACAUUUGGCCACCUGACGGUCAGCAACAACGUGGAAACGUUACCCCUGUCGACCGAGAACUGUCAGAACGACACGUUCUCCCCUUGGAUCACGAAGCCAGCCAGCAUGCCCUAUCUCACGGCCAACAUCACGGCCAGUAAUUCGUACGAAAAUGGACCGUUGCUUACGAACGGAACCGAGGAAAUGGCAGAUAUAGGUCCGAUCGAGUUCUUGUACAGCAUCACGUAUAUGUAUUACGCGUUCAUAGGAAGCAUGUCGACUGUGAUCGUCGGUGUUAUCGUGAGCUUGGUGACAGCCGACCCGAAAGGAGACAUGUACGAGGAGCAUCUACUCCACCCUCUCGCGGUGAAGAUCUCAAGAUUCUUCCCAGGCAGGCGGAGAUUAUACGCGAGCAGCACGCGGUUGCAGAACGAACAGAACGGGGCGAAUGCGACUUCCUCGUCCUCGGUGACCUCGAUCGCGAAUGGCGCGGAAAAGACUGCUACUCUCCAGGGGGUCGUCGAUGAUAGCGGGAAGCUUCGUAUCGACGUCGGUUACAUAGAGAAGCUGAACGCCCUUAAGAACGUCUCGCUCGACGUGACCAACGAGGUCAACAAAGGGACCAGGCUUUGAGGAGUCUGACACAUUCUUCGUUCCGAGUAGAGA
Apis florea (little honeybee) is the source of this 2235-nucleotide messenger RNA. RefSeq names its product sodium-coupled monocarboxylate transporter 1. Gene Ontology annotation, molecular function: symporter activity. NCBI's taxonomy places the organism in Eukaryota, Metazoa, Arthropoda, Insecta, Hymenoptera, Apidae. Gene Ontology annotation, cellular component: membrane. Gene Ontology annotation, biological process: sodium ion transport; transmembrane transport. The record is from RefSeq and is a predicted model, not a curated record.